AUGACGUGUCCUCGAAGAAUCCUUCCAAAAUGUGAACUUAAUUUUAAAGCAACGGCCCAAACUCCAAUUAACUAUAAGUAUGGCCCACGAGCUGUUGCCAUGGGAGACUUCAACAACGAUACCUCGCUAGAUAUUGUUGUUGCCAAUUAUGCUGCUGACAAUAUAGCUAUAUAUUUUGGACAUGGUAAUGGCACUGUGGCAAGCCCAGUCAUGUUUUCAACGGGUUAUGGCUCUGCUCCGUAUACGAUUGCUGUUGAUGAUUUCGACAACGAUCAUCGACCUGAUGUCGUCGUCGCCAAUUUCGGUACAAAUAGCAUCGGUAUACUCCUCAGAUUCCAAAAUGGGUAUUUUGCAAACAAAACAGUUCUAUCAACUGCAUCAUCUCGUCCUGUUUGGAUCCAUGUAGCAGAUCUUAACAAUGAUGCAGCAUUAGAUAUUAUCACUGCUAAUUACGGUACACACAGUGUUAGCAUAUUUUAUGGAUAUGGGAAUGCAAGCUUUUCAAACCCAAGCACUUACUCUACAGGCUACGAUUCUUUCCCGUUAGCGGUUGUUAGUGGCGAUUUCAACAAUGACAAACAGAUGGAUCUUGCUAUCGCCAAUUAUGGUACCAAUAAUGUUGGUAUCAUGCUUGGAACUAGUAACGGCACUUUCGCAAGGCAAAGCACGCUCUUAACUGGUCUUAAUUCCCAUCCAUACUCGCUUGUCGCUGGUCAUUUAAACGAAGACACUAAUCUAGAUAUUGCCGUCACCACCUAUGGAGAUAACAGUGUUGGUAUACUUCUAGGUCAUGGUAAUGGAACGCUUAUAACCCAGAUGACAUAUUCCCUCGGUGCUGCUUCUCCUUAUUCUAUUGGAAUAGGUGACUUCAACAACGAUAAUAGAAUGGAUUUAGUCGUCACCAAUAAUGGCACUGACAAUAUAGCUCUACUUAUCGGGCAUGGCAACGGUACUUUUGCAAGCCCAAAACUGUAUCCAACUGGAUCUUCUUCAUCAAUCUCCAUUGCUAUAGGUGAUUUAAACAGCGACAAUCGUUCAGACAUUGCCUUCAUUAACAAUGAUACGAGCACCAUAGGCAUCAUGCUUGGCUAUGAUGAAUUUUUUCCAAUUCAAACGACAUAUCAGACUGACGUUGGACCAUACUUUGUAGCCGUUGGUGAUUUUAAUAACGACGCCCAUCUGGACAUCGUCGUCACUAAUGGGAAGGACAACAAUAUAAGUGUAAUUAUCGGAUAUGGCAAUGGCUCUUUUUCAAAUCAAAAGACAUAUUCAACUGGCCGUGGACCAUACUCUGAAGCUGUUUGUGACUUUAACAACGACAACCGACUGGAUAUUGUCGUCGCUAAUUAUUAUGAUAACACCAUAAGUAUUCUUCUUGGACAUGGAAAUGGUUCUUUUGCAAAUCAAAAGACGUAUUCAACUGGCACUUACCCUAGCUCUGUAGCUAUUGGUGAUUUUAACCACGACGCCCAUUGGGAUAUCGUCGUCGCUAAUACGAAUGACAGCACUAUAGGAGUAUUUCUCAAUUAUGAAAAUGGCUCCUUUGCAGAUCAAACGACAUAUUCAACUGGUACAACGCCAGUCUCUGUGGCUGUUGGUGAUUUUAAUAAUGACACUCAACUGGAUAUCGUCAUCGCCAAUCUUGAUGACAACACUGUAAGUGUACUUCUCGGAUAUGGAAAUGGCUCUUUUGCCGAUGAAACGGCAUAUUCAACUGGCUCUGCCCCAAUAGCUGUAGCUGUUGGUGAUUUUAAUAAUGACAGCCAACUGGAUAUUGUCGUUGCUAAUCGGAAUGGCAAAACUGUAAGUUUUCUUCUCGGAUAUGGAAAUGGUUCUUUUGCAAAUCAAGCGACAUAUGCAAUUGGCUCUGUCCCAUGGUCUGUAGCUGUUGGUGAUUUUAAUAACGACACCCAACUGGAUAUCGUCGUUGCUAAUUUUGGUGGCAACACUGUAAGUGUACUUCUAGGAUAUAGCAACGGCUCUUUUGCAAAUCAAACGACAUAUUCAACUGGCUCUGACCCAAUUGCUGUAGCUGUUGGUGACUUUAACAACGACACUCGACCGGAUCUUGUCGUCGCUAAUUUUAAUGACAACACUGUAGGUGUACUACUUCGGUAUGACAGGGGAGCUCUGAAAGACAAAAUCACAUUUGCACCUACCGAUGGUUCUCAUUUGCGAAACUUUGCCCUUUUUGAUUUCAAUAACGAUAGCCUAUUGGAUAUCGUUGUUGUCAAUUAUGGUACUAAUAACAUAGGUGUCCUUCUUGGAUAUGGGAAUGGCACUUUUGGAAAUCAAAUGGUGCUCUCAACAGGCUUAAAUUCUCAUCCUUACUCCAUCACUAUCCAUGAUUUCAAUAGAGACGGUCAAGCAGAUAUAGCCGUGGCCAAUUAUGAUACUAAUAAUCUUGUUACGUUUCUUGGAAGUGGAAAUGGAACAUUUGAAAAUCACGGACGUUACGGUGUAGAUUUCGAUUUCGCUCCAUUGAUUAUUGGUGCCAAUAGUUUUAACAAAGAUGGGCGUUCAGAAAUUUUCGUUGCAUAUGAUGGCAUCGAUUAUGUAGAUGUGCUGGUUACAUACGAUAUUGGAUCUUUCAGUCAUGACAAUAAAUAUUCAACUAGCGGCUGGCCUCGAUCUGUAGCUCUUGACGAUUUUAAUAACGACAUCCAACUGGAUAUCGUCAUCGCUAAUCAGUACGACAACACUGUAAGUAUCCUUCUCGGAUAUGGAAAUGGUUCUUUCACUAAUCAAACGAAAUACUCAACUGGUUCUAACCCAUUCUCUGUAGCCGUUGGCGAUUUUAAUAACGAUACCCAUAUGGAUAUCGUGGUCGCUAAUCUUCAUGACAAUACUGUAAGUGUCCUUCUCGGAUAUGGCAAUGGCUCUUUUGCAAAUCAAACGACAUAUUCAACUGGCUCUGGCCCAAAGUCUGUAGCUAUUGGUGAUUUUAACAACGACACCCGACCGGAUAUCGUCGUUGCUAAUUGGGGUGACAACACUGUAAGCAUCCUUCUCGGAUAUGGAAAUGGUUCUUUCACUAAUCAAACGACAUACUCAACUGGCUCUGCCCCAAGGUCUGUAGCUGUUGGCGAUUUUAACAACGACGCUCUGUUGGAUAUCGUUGUCACCAAUGGAGGUGGCAAUACAGUAAGUAUCCUUCUUGGAUAUGGCAAUGGCUCUUUUGCAAGUCAAACAACAUAUUCAACUGGCUCUUACCCAACUGCUGUAGCUGUUGGCGAUUUUAACAACGACACUCUGUUGGAUAUCGUUGUCACCAAUGGAGGUGGCAAUACAGUAAGUGUCCUUCUUGGAUAUGGCAACGGCUCUUUUGCAAAUCAAACGACAUAUUCAACUGGCUCUGGCCCACCCUCUAUAGCUGUUGGUGAUUUUAACAGCGACAACCGAUUGGAUAUCGUCGUCACUAAUUGGAAUGACAACACUAUGAGUGUCCUUCUUGGAUAUGGCAAUGGUGUUUUUACAAAUCAAAUGAUCUAUUCAACUGGCACUAGCCCUUCAUCUCUAGCUGUUGGCGAUUUUAAUAAUGACACCCGAUUGGAUAUCGUCGUCACUAAUCUGAAUGGGCCCACUGCUAGUGUAUAUCUCGGAUAUCCGAAUGAAGGUUUUCUUAAUCCAAUGAGACUCAUAACUGGGAACGGAUCUCGGCAUAAGUCAUUCGCCAUUGGAGAUUUUAACAAUGACAGUCAAAUGGAUAUAGCAGUGGCGAAUUCAGGCAAUAACAAUAUUGGUGUUUUUCUGAGAUACGACAAUGGUUCUUUCAGAAAUCAAAUAGCAUAUGCAACUGAUUCCUCUCCAUGGUCGGUUGCUGUUGGUGAUUUCAACAACGAUUCCAUACUUGAUAUUGUCGUCGCGAAUCUUGGCAGUGACACUGUUGGUAUCUUUCUCGGACAGGAUCGAAUAAAAGGAGAAUAUAGUAUAAGUGUCGGUAAUAAUAUUUGGCUUCGUUCAUCUAGUACUGCUUUAUAUGUUGAUGAUCGAUGGUAUUCAUCAAAUGAUAGUUCUCUUCUUCUUAUCGAUGCUCUUGUUUUCCAAGGUGAUGAUCCAGAUUUUGGUAAUUGGAAUGAAACUCAAUUAAUUUAUAAAUUAAAUCAUGGUGGAACAGUUACGAAUGUAUCUGCACAUAUUCGUCAAUGGAAUUCUAUUUCAUCAAUAACAUUUCGUUUGAAUAUUGGUACAAAAGAUUUAACAAAUAAUAUUAAUCUUAGUAUAGAUCAAGUUCGUACUGUAUUUCCAUCAUUUAAAAUUGAACAAAUUGAUACAAAUGAUUAUCGAGGAUAUUUUACAUUUGAAGGUGUUAUGAUGGGUUAUGAUGAAAUGCAUGCAGGUAUGGAAGCUGGACCAGUAGUACUUUUUAAUUUAACUCAACAUGGACAAAAUGAUGUUAUUAUUCUUUCACCAUUUGCUCAAUUUAUGGCAACAUCACUAAGUCAACAAGAUAAUAUAUUACAAUAUGGAGUUAUGGGUUCAAUAAAAACUAUUCCAGCUAAUUAUAAUCAUACAAUGAUUCUUUUUUAUUCAUCUAAUGGUACUAAUGAUGCUUUACGUCAAUAUGGUAACAUAAUGCAACGAGUAUAUAAUCGAGAUAAACAAUAUCGUCUUAAUGACAUAACUAUAAAUUAUCUUGGUUAUUAUACAGAUGGUGGUGCUUAUUAUUAUUAUAAUACAGAAUCAGGUUUAAAUUAUGAAGAAACAGUAUUAUCUGUUCAUAAAAAAAUAACACUUCCAUUUCAUUAUAUUCAAUUAGAUUCAUGGUGGUAUUAUAAAGGAUUAAAAGAUGGUGUAAGUCAAUGGAAAUCUCGACCUGAUAUUUUUCCUGAUGGUCUUCCAUCAGUAUAUCAUCAGAUGGAUAAUAUACCAUUGGCAGCACAUAAUCGUUAUUGGGCAUUAGAUACAGUUUAUUCAGAUAAAUAUAAUUUUGCUUUUGAUAAUAUCAAUGAAAUGACUUUACCAAUAGGAAAUGAUUCAUUUUGGAUUGAUUUAUUAAGUGAUGCAUCACAUAAUUGGGGUCUUAUUAUGUAUGAACAAGAUUGGUUACAUGCUCAAACAUCAAAAUUUAUUCCAUUACGUACAGAUAUCAAUCUUGGAGAACAAUGGUUAAUAUCAAUGGUUAAAGGAGCAGAAAAAGCUGGAAUUACUAUUCAAUAUUGUUCAUCAUAUCCUCGUCAUGCAUUACAAGCACUUGAAAUUCCACGAGUAACACACGCACGAGUAUCAAGUGAUUAUACAUCGCAUAUUGUUCAUAAAGGUAAUCAAUGGAAUAUUGGAAUAGCAAGUAUGUUAGCUGAUGCACUUGGUAUUGCUCCAUUUAAAGAUGUUUUUUGGUCAACAUCAAAUGAACCUGGUUCUUCAUAUAAACCAUCUGCUAUGGAACCACUUCCAGAUAGAGAAAUAGUUCUAGCAACACAUUCAACAGAUCCUGUUGGUCCAGGUGAUGCAAUUAAUUAUACUAAUAUUGAACGUAUUAUGCGAUGUUGUAGAAAAGAUGGUCUUAUUUUAAAACCAGAUCGACCAAUAACAAUGAUCGAUUCAUUAAUUGCUGAUUGGGCUGAAAAUAAUGGAGAUAUACAAGGAGAACUAUUCAACUCAAACAACUAUGUAAGUUUAUUUUGA
Rotaria sp. Silwood1 is the source of this 5625-nucleotide messenger RNA. The record is from the annotation of a GenBank genome assembly. Lineage: Eukaryota; Metazoa; Rotifera; Eurotatoria; Philodinida; Philodinidae.